CUAUCCAGGACAAAGCUGCCCGUCUUUACAUUUUUCGGCACUCUCACUAACACAUUCAAUAUUCCUCCCAUCCUAUGGAACUCAGAAGUCAGUCUAGAACUUCCUUGUAACGAAGAUAUUUGGCAAGCUGCAACAAGCGAGACCUGGGCACGCCUGGUUGAGCAGAGUCGCCAGCCGCACAUUUCUUUUUCGGACGCCUUGACUAGCUUAGUCUCUACUCCACAACCCAAUGCUAUACUCAGGCAGCCCUUUUGGGUGUUAUAUCAUGGUCCAUGCGCUUAUGCAGCACAUUUAUUAUGCUCGCCAGGACUGUGGGAUGAAGGACUCCUCUUCUGGGUUAGAGUCGGUUGGCUCGGAGCUGCGCCAGUGGCGGCCUGACUGGGAGAUGGACCCCAGGCUAUCAUUCUCACCACUCAGUCCGUUUUCGGCGCUUGCCUUGGAUUCGAGUGCGGUUCUCUGCUUGGCACAUGUCUGCCUUGAGGGGGACCUCUCUCACAUCAGGAGAGCCAUUUAUAGCCACGAUAUGGAUGUCAUCCUCCGAUCAUUGACGGAAAAUCCGAAAUUAAUGCCAAUCGCGGCGCCGAAUAUGGAAGUGGUCUCCUAUGCACUGUCCCUGGCCCGCACACUUGUGCAAGCUUACCCGGUGUCCAUCUCUAACCUACCUCACACUCAUCUUGUGGUUUGCUUAGGCGUCUCUAUCUCUCGAUGGCUCUCCACCUUAGAGCAAACUUCUUCCAGCGAAUGGUUAGACUCUCAGCGUUAUAUCAAGUCACUAGUGACUGAAAUAACGGCAGAAAUGGACUUUGAUCCUAAAAAUGCAGGAAAACCCGUAAGCGUCAUGUUUCUACUGACUAGUGCUACGGUUCUUAGGAGUUCUAGUAGUUGGGCGAUUUUGUCGGUCCUUGCAUUAGCCUUUAAGCAAUAUGCCGAUAGUUGUUCAAGUGCU
This is a messenger RNA of Exophiala aquamarina CBS 119918, 946 nucleotides long. RefSeq lists its product as uncharacterized. The annotation marks the transcript as partial. Lineage: Eukaryota; Fungi; Ascomycota; Eurotiomycetes; Chaetothyriales; Herpotrichiellaceae. The transcript has 2 exons. The record is from RefSeq and is a predicted model, not a curated record.